AUGGCUCCUCAACUACACCAGCGUCCCCCCUUCCGUGCGGAGCACUUGGGUUCUCUCCUGCGCCCACACCAGCUCCUGGAUACUAAGCUUGCUUUUGAAGCCGGCAAAGUCCCCGAGUCAGAGUUGACCGCUUGCGAGGACAAGGAGAUCAAGGCCAUUGUCGAGACCCAGCAGAAGCUCGGAUAUGCUGCCAUGUCUGACGGCGAGUACCGUCGUCACAUGUUCUGGGGAACUUUCUUCCCCGGUUUGGACGGUUUCGAGGAGGUCAACAACAUUGAUGUCGAUGACUUCCGUCCCUAUGCCCCCGACAUUGCCGCAUUCCUGGAGGCCGGCCACAAGCCUGGCGAGAGUGUCAUCUGUACCGGCAAGAUUAAGCACGUCGGAAGCACUUAUGUCGACCAGUUCAAGUACCUUGCCAGUCAGGUUCCCGCCAACGAGGUCGGAAACCUGAAGAUUACUCUGGCCGCACCUAACUGGUAUCACCUGCGCUACCGUGAGGGCAAGGCUUACCCCAAGUCUGUAUACAGCAAUGAUGAGGACUACUUCGGUGACAUCGCCAAGGCCUACCAGGCCGAACUUCAGAUUCUAUAUGAUGCUGGCUGCCGUAACGUUCAAUUCGAUGACCCUAACCUGGCUUACUUCUGCUCUGAGAAGUUCCUUACUGGUUUCAAGGAGGACCCCUUGAACGUGUACUCCGCCGACGACAUGUUCGAGAAGUACAUCAAGCAAUACAACGACUGCUUCGCUAACCUCCCCGCUGACAUGCACGUCGGUGUACACUUGUGCCGCGGCAAUUUCGUCGGCAGCCGCCACUUCUCCGAGGGUGGCUACGACCGCAUCGCUAUCAAGCUCUUCCAGGAGCUGAACGUUCACACCUACUACCUCGAGUACGACACUCCCCGCGCCGGCGGUUUCGAGCCCCUGAAGUUCUUGCCCACCCACAAGAACGUCAUUCUGGGCGUUGUCACCAGCAAGUUUGCCAAGCUUGAGGACAAGGAGGAGAUGAAGAAGCGGGUUAUUGACGCUGCGAAGUUCAUUGCUGAGGGAAACAAUAUCUCUCUGGAUGCUGCUCUAAACCAAGUCGGUGUGAGCCCGCAGUGUGGUUUCGCUUCUCACCGCGAGGGAAAUGCUAUUGACUGGGAUGGUAUGAUCAAUAAGCUCCAGCUUGUUCGGGAUAUUGCCAACGAUAUCUGGCCCAACCAGGCUUGA
Molecule: messenger RNA, 1209 nt
Organism: Penicillium bovifimosum
Lineage: Eukaryota; Fungi; Ascomycota; Eurotiomycetes; Eurotiales; Aspergillaceae
Product: cobalamin-independent methionine synthase II family protein
Exons: 3
Coding region: 1-1209 (402 amino acids)
Molecular function (GO): zinc ion binding; 5-methyltetrahydropteroyltriglutamate-homocysteine S-methyltransferase activity
Source: RefSeq, a predicted model, not a curated record